This is a messenger RNA of Gadus morhua (Atlantic cod), 1467 nucleotides long. Its product is annotated as mucin-5AC-like. NCBI's taxonomy places the organism in Eukaryota, Metazoa, Chordata, Actinopteri, Gadiformes, Gadidae. The record is from RefSeq and is a predicted model, not a curated record. The transcript is spliced from 2 exons. The annotation marks the transcript as partial.
ACUGCUGAACUAACAUCGACAACUGCAGGAUCAACAACUUUUGCAGAAAAACCUGCAACCACAACUGCAGGACAUAUAACAACUGCAGGACAGAUAAUAACUGCAGGAACCACAACGGCAACUGCUGAACCAACAUCACCAACUGCUGAAAAAACAACACCAACUGUAGGACCAACGACUGCAUUGCCAAAAACAGCGACUACAGGACUGACAACGAGAACUGCUGAACCAACAACAACUGCUGGUACAAGAGCUACAACUGCAGUACACACAACAACUGUAAGAUCAUCAACAAGUGCAGUGUCAACACUGACAGCUCCUGAACCAAACACAACAACUGCAGGACCAAUAACGACAACUGCUUUACCAAAACAAACGGCAGGACCAUCAACAACAACAUUAACAAAUUCCGCAGGAUCAACAACAACAACUGCAGGACCAACAACUGUCAAUGCAGAACCCACAACGCCGAAUCCUGAACCGACAACAAUUCAUGGAUCAGGAGCUACAACUGCAGGAACCACAACGGCAACUGCUGAACCAACAACGCCAACUGCUGAAAAAACAACUCCAACAGUAGGACCAACGACUGCGGUGCCAAAAACAGCGACUACAGGACUGACAACGAGAAGUGCUGAACCAACAACAAUUGCUGGACCAAGAGCUUCAACUACAGGCCAAAUAUCGACAACUUCUUUACUAACAACAACUGCAGGACCAACAACUCCAAAUGCUGAAAAAACAACACCAACUGUAGAACCAACGACUGCAGUGCCAAAAACAACUAGAACUGCUGAACCAACAACAAUUGCUGGACCAAGAGCUUCAACUGCAGGCUCAAUAUCGACAACUGCAUUACCAACAACAGCUGCAGUACCAACAACAACUACGUUAACUACUACCACGGGAUCCACAACAAAGACUGCAGGACCAACAAUCCCAACUGCUAAACCAACAACAACUGCUGGUCCAAGAACUACAACUGCAAUACACACAACAACUCUAAUAUCAUCAACAAGUGUAGUAUCAACACUGACAGCUCCUGAACCAAACACAACAACUGCAGGACCAAUAACGACAACUGCUUUACCAAAACAAACGGCAGGACCAUCAACAACAACAUUAACAAAUACAGCUGGAUCAACAACAACAACUGCAGGACCAACAACGGCGACUGCUGAACCAACAACGCCAACUGCUGAAAAAACAACACCAACUGUAGGACCAACAACUGCAGUGCCAAAAACAGCAACUACAGGACUGACAACGAGAACUCCUGAACUAACAACAAUUGCUGGACCAAGAGCUUCAACUACAGGCCUGUUAUCGACAACUGCUUUACCAACGACAACUGCAGGACCAACAACGCCAAAUGCUGAAAAAAUAACACCAACUGUAGGACCAACGACGACCAACGACUACAGUGCCAAAAACAGCGACUACAGGACUGACAACGAGAAGUGCUGA